Messenger RNA from Gossypium raimondii (Peruvian cotton), 4270 nucleotides. Its product is annotated as protein SUPPRESSOR OF PHYA-105 1. The transcript has 9 exons. Gene Ontology annotation, molecular function: protein kinase activity; ATP binding; protein binding. The coding region runs from base 476 to 3433 and encodes 985 amino acids. The record is from RefSeq and is a predicted model, not a curated record. Gene Ontology annotation, biological process: protein phosphorylation; photomorphogenesis. NCBI's taxonomy places the organism in Eukaryota, Viridiplantae, Streptophyta, Magnoliopsida, Malvales, Malvaceae.
AGCAUAAAGUAUCCAACGCUUUGUGAGGCUAUCCACAAACUAGCCGUGUCUCCAUCGCCUUUGUUCGGAUGUGUGUCAAACGCCUGCAUGUUCGCCACGUGUUCCGUCUUCUCUCGUCACUGUGCUUUAACAGCGCCGACAAUGGGGGAGCCUUCGAUGGCAGGGAAAAAUAUCGUGGCUGCUGUUUCAUCCUUACAUUUGAGACGGCUCUGAGCUCAGCGAAGUCGUUGAAGCAACCCAGUUGUCUUUAAUUUUUCCCAUAGAAAAAGAGAACCGAUCCAAUAAAUUUCACCUUUUUUUUUCUUUCUAAAAAGAAUAAUUAAAAUAAAAAAUCUUGAAAAUUCGCGGACCAAACAAAAUUGAAUCAUUUUAAUUUUGAUUAACUUCAAAAUUAAAAAAACUUAAAAAGGAAAAAAAAUAAAGAAUAUCUAGGAGACACCGAAAAGACGUUGUUCUGUUUCCGACUCAGCUUUGUAUGGAACGAGAUGGGCAAGAAAUGGCGGCCAAUGAAUUACCAGAGACUGCUGAAUUCAAAAGAAAGGACUUAAUUUUUCCUUUGAAAUCAGAAGGUCACAUUUUGAUGGAAUCGCUAAUGAAUGGUUUGAGUCGCUUUGCACCUCAAUAUCCUGGGACUUCUAUGAAUGAGACCGAGACCGAGACUGGUAUAAUAGUCGAAGAAUUGACUGUGGAAAACUAUAAGAGCUCAACUUUAAGUUUAACCAAGAACUGGAACAACUUAAGGCAGGGUCAGAGGGAACGAAUGUAUCAUAAUCAAAGGCUGGAACACGAGUUUUUAGAUGAUGAAAACGCAAACCAUGUCUUGUUGAGAGCAAAAGAGCAACUUGCAAGAAUGUCUUAUGAGAACCAUAAGAGCAAGGAUAUUGACCAGACGACAGGGGGAAUGGCUCUGCAUUUGAAGGCUACUGAUGACCACUUGGGUACCUCGAGCAAUUCAUUGUCAGUUGCAGCUGCUCGGUUGAAAAUGUCAUCUAGGCCUAGCUUUUCUCAGUUAUUUGUCAAGAAAGGUAUGAAAGGAAAGGACAUUAUCAGAAGAGACCCACAUGACCAGCCUUGUUUACUUGGGAUUGAUAGGUCUACUACUGACCCUUGCCCCAAUGCGAUUAGUUUGAGGGAAUGGCUAAAACUAGGGAGUCGAAAAGAGGAUAAAGUUGAAAGCCUGAUUAUAUUCAGGCAGAUUGUGGAGCUGGUGGAUUCAGCACAUUUGCAAGGAGUUGUCUUGCAAGACUUACGACCAUCCUGUUUCUGUUUAUUACCACCUAAUAGGGUAAUCUAUACUGGUCAGUCUGUCAAGCAAGGACUAGAGUCUGCAGUAAAUAAUGAUUUGAAGAGGAAAAGGGACCUGGAACAAGGUAUGAAUGCUUCCAAUUGCAGACGAGGUACAAAGAAGCUAAAGCACAAUGAGAACAUGCAACCUCCUGGAUACAAAACAGAAUUCGCCUCUCCUCAUGGAUCCAAGACCGAGAUGCAAAAAAAUAUUGGCUUUUAUACAUCUAUUAAGCAACAUUCUACCUCAUUUCUCAACCAGCCUCCAACUUUCCACUAUGCUACACCAUCUGUUGUGCAGUCUAUUUCUGCAGCUAUACAAAUGGAGGAGAGGUGGUAUGCUUGCCCCGGGGAGCUCAAUGGAAGAAGCCUUACAUUUUCAUCAAAUAUAUAUAGCCUUGGGGUUUUCCUUUUUGAGUUGCUAUAUUGUUUUGAAUCAAUGGAGCAGCAUUCUGCAAUGAUGUCAGACUUGAGCCAGCGGAUUCUUCCACCAAAUUUCCUUUCAGAAAGUCCCAAGGAAGCUGCCUUUUGUCUUUGGCUUCUUCAUCCUGGACCUCUCUCUCGUCCAACAACUAGGGAAAUCUUGCAGUCUGAUUUAUUUUGUGGAUCCCAAGAAAAGAUUAGCGGGAAUAAUUUAUCAGAAUCUCCUGGUAAUGAUGUUGCUGUAUCAGAGAUAUUACUACAUUUUCUAACUAAACUAGAAGAACAAAAGCAGAAGCGUGCCUCCAAAUUGAUGGAAGAGAUUAGGUUCUUAGAAGAAGAUAUUAAGGAAGCUAAGAGAAGGCAAGCAUUAAGGACAUCCUCAGUUUUCCCUCAAAUACAAAAUGGAUUUCCUGAUGCAGGAAAAAAGUGGAUGCAUUCUGAAAAUCCUGGAACUUCAGUUGCUCAUUGUGUACCAAAUUUGAAGUCAGAUGUAAAUGAUGGAUGGUUGUCGAAAAAUAUCUGGCAACUCGAGCAUGCCUACUUCUCCAUGAGAUCCCAAAUCCACUCUUCUGAAACUGCUGCUGCAGCAGUCUCUGACAAAGACUUACUGAAGAAACGAGGCAAGUUGUCUGAGUCACAAAGUGAGAAUGGAAAGCUGAGAAUGAAUCAGAAAUCUAUUGAUCCCCUUGGGAGCUUUUUCAAAGGUUUGUGCAAGUUUGCUUGCUAUAGCAAGUUUGAAGCCUGUGGAACAAUAAGAAAUAGAGACCUUCUAAACUCUGCAAAUGUGAUAUGCACUCUUAGUUUUGACCGUAAUGAGGAUUAUAUUGCUACUGCUGGCAUAUCAAAGAGAAUCAAGAUUUUCGAGUUCGAUGCAUUCAUGAAUGAUUCUAUUGAUAUCCACUAUCCCGUUGUUGAGAUGUCAAACAAGUCAAAGAUUAGCUGUGUGUGCUGGAACAACUACGUAAAGAAUUAUUUGGCUUCAACUGAUUAUGAUGGCGUUGUCCAGACAUGGGAUGCGGGAACUGGUCAAGGACUCUGUCAAUACAAUGAACACCAAAAGAGGGCGUGGUCUGUCGACUUUUCUCAAGCUGACCCAACAAAGUUUGCCAGUGGAAGUGAUGACUGCUCUGUGAAGCUUUGGAGCAUUAACGAGCAGAAAAGUUCGCUUGGAACCUUGUGGAGCCCUGCAAAUGUCUGCUGUGUUCAGUUCUCUAGUUUCUCUCCGCAUCUGUUGGCAUUUGGAUCGGCUGACUACAAAGUCUAUUGCUACGAUCUCCGUCAUUCUAGAAUCCCCUUGUGCACACUGGCUGCCCAUGAAAAAGCUGUUAGCUAUGUCAAAUUCUUGGAUUCCAACACCCUUCUCUCUGCAUCCACUGACAACACCCUGAAGUCAUGGGAUCUCAAGAAAACUUGCUCGGAUGGAUCGACCACCAAUACUUGCUGCUUAACCUUUAGUGGCCAUAAAAAUGAGAAGAACUUUGUGGGUUUAACUGUCUUGGAUGGAUAUAUAGCAUGUGGUUCAGAAACGAAUGAGGUCUAUUGUUAUUAUAGAUCUCUGCCAAUGCCCAUCACUUCGUAUAAGUUCGGGUCUGUUGAUCCUAUUUCUGGGCAUCAAACCGGUGAUGAAAAUGGGCAGUUCGUUUCAAGUGUCUGUUGGAGACAAAAGUCAAACAUGCUUGUUGCUGCCAACUCAACUGGAAGUAUAGAAUUACUGAAACUAGUGUGAUGAAAACCUUUCCCCAAAAUCAGUUCUGCUCAAUAACCUGUAAUUAGCUUGGUCGUCCUAAAGAUAGAUUACAUUUACUUUGAGAAACCCAUGAUUUGGUUCAAUUGCAGAGGCUGAAGGGUAAAAAUGAGAGCAAAAACUUGUGCACCAACUUUGAGUCUGCCUUCAAUUGAGUGUGCCCAUGCACGCAGUCAUAUUACUCUCUGGUUUCCUACUAAAACUGCUAUGGCCGUUGGAGUAUGGCAUCUUUACAAGUGCAUGACCAUAAGCCUUAACCACUUGGAAUUGGAAGUUAAAGAUGACAAUACUCUUCUCAGUUGUUGGCGGCCUGCAGAUUUAUCUCGACUGCUCCUUGUGAACAGCGUUGCAUUUAACUUUAAUGGCAACCUUGAUGAGGGGUGGCACCAAAAAUUUUCUUGGGUUGCAAUAGUUCAUGAGCAAAAACAUUACUGAUAGACUUAGUAGCAGAAGAAGUAUGUGCCCCCCCAAGACUUUUGUGUUUAAGAAACAUUCAACAAUGCUUCUUAGUUCUUAAAGAGUUAGGAGGCAUUUUGCUUAUUGGUUUGUAGAUAUUAGUUCCUUUAUGAUUAAUUCCAUAAAGUUUCUCGCUAUUGCGAACAAAUAGAAAACUAGCCUUUCUGAUUGAGAAGUAGUUUGUAGAUCUCUAUGGAUGUGAGGGACCUUCCCACCAUUACAAAAUGGAAAUCCCUUGAGAUUUUAACUGUUAUAUAUGUUUCUAUUUGCUGACUAUAGUAUUGUUGUAAAGGCCCUUAGACAGCACCUAUAUACAGUUUGUAUGUAUUUAAUAGCGUCAUUAGGAUUUGAUUAUCUUACUUA